This is a messenger RNA of Labrus mixtus (cuckoo wrasse), 1250 nucleotides long. RefSeq names its product P2Y purinoceptor 1. Bases 111 to 1100 code for a protein of 329 amino acids. Gene Ontology annotation, molecular function: neuropeptide receptor activity. Gene Ontology annotation, biological process: G protein-coupled receptor signaling pathway. Lineage: Eukaryota; Metazoa; Chordata; Actinopteri; Labriformes; Labridae. Gene Ontology annotation, cellular component: membrane. The transcript has a single exon. The record is from RefSeq and is a predicted model, not a curated record.
ACACAGGAAAUCUUUGAAGCACACAUCAUGUGGUUCAGUUUCUGUUUCUUGAGAGGAGCAGCACAUUCCCCGAGAGAAGGAGUUAUAUACUACCAGUUCUUCGUAAGAAAAUGAAUUUCACGUCAUGUCAGAAAAUCAGUUUUGACUUUUCAGGCAAAUUCUUGCCUCCUGUUUACAUCUUGGUGUUCAUCAUCGGCCUGGUCGCCAAUGGAUGGGGAUUGAAGUCUUUGCUGCAGAAAUGGAAGAAACUGGGUAACGUCAACGUGUUUGUUCUCAACCUGGGACUCGCCGAUAUUCUGUAUCUGCUCACUGUUCCAUUUGUGGUGGUGUACUACUUAAUGAAGAGUAAAUGGAUCUUUGGAGAGGCGUUCUGCAAGAUAACAAGAUUCUGCUUUAACGUGAAUUUGUAUGGCAGCAUUGGAUUCCUCACCUGUAUAAGUGUGUACAGGUACCUGGCGAUUGUCCACCCAAUGAGAGUGAUGGGAAGAAUAACUGUCAAGCACUCAGUGACUAUCUCCGUCUUGGUUUGGACUAUCGCGAGUGUGCUUAGUCUUCCAGACAUGUUGUACCCCAAACAUCAUGAGAGAAACACUCUCAAAUGCUUCGAUACCACCAACAACGACCGUGUGGAGGAGUACCUGAAAUACAGCCUUGGGUGGACCGUCUGUGGGUUUUGUAUUCCACUCCUCAUCACACUGGGCAGCUAUGGGCAUGUGAUUGUUCUCCUCUGUCGCACAAAUACCAUCGACAAGGUGCUGAAACAGAAAAGCUUAAGGUUGCUGUUCAUCUUGAUUCUUCUUUUCUCUGUUUGUUACAUCCCUUAUCAUGUCCUGAAAAACCUCAACCUCUGGGCGAGAGUCCUGACCAAACAGGGGAAAUGUCGCGGAUGGUUUAACGGAGUCUACAUCGCUCGUCAGAUAAGUCGUGGCCUCGUGUGUCUGAACAGUGCUCUCAACCCUCUGGUGUACCUCCAUGGCCACGAAGAUGUUAAUGCUCUGCUCAGACGACUGCUCCAGCGGGUUCGUCGGAUGUUCAGCCACACGUCUCCUUCGUCAAGCUUCAGCAGUGUUCCAGUGACGAACAUCACACAUGACUUUUAAAACAAAGAGAACGCUGAUAAUUCUGUGUAAAUGACUCUGUUAAAAUGUGUUGUAUUGCAUGCCCCUUACACAUUUAUGUCCUAAGUCAAGUUUUAUAUAUAUGAAGUGUUCAUGAAACUGUUAAAAAAAAGAAGAAGUGCUGUUAUGGGG